UAAAAACCCUGGUAUGAGGAUUUUUUAGAAUGUAGGGUUAGAUUGUUGGUUGUUUAAUCUUUAUUCAAGAUGGCAAUUCAAAACCUUAUGAUUUUGCUUGUUUUAUGUUACCAGAUGGUGUUUAAUGGAUUUGCUGCUCCAUUUGGGUCUACUUUAUACCAGACUGGUAGUGAGCAAGUACGAUUGGAGAGCAAAGAUGGCCCCUUCUCCUUGCCUUAUGUAAACAACCAAAAUCCAGUUCGGCCAGUGGUAGCAAAGUGUAACUUGGCUGUUCUGCUCUCUUUGAAGAAUGCAUCUGGGCUAGUUGUCCAAAAAGGCGUUGAUGGGAAGUUGACUGAGUCCGGCGCCCACCCCGCCAAGGAGUCUGGUGCUCUCCCUGCUGAAGAGCCCAGCCCCCACCAUGUUGAGGAACUGAGCUCUCUUCUUGCUGAGGAGACCAGCCCUCACCCUGCUAAAGAGUCAGUUCUUCCUGCUGAGGAGCCUAGCCCCCACCAUGUUGAGGAACCGAGUACUCUGCCUGCUGAGGAGACCAGCCCUCACCCUGCCAAGGAGUCAGUUGUUCUCCCCGCUGAGGAGCCUAGCCCCCACCAUGUUGAGGAACCGAGUACUCUGCUUGCUGAGGAGUCCAGUGUCCUUCCUGCUGAGGAGACCAGCCCUCACCCUGCUAAAGAGUCAGUUGUUCUCCCCGCUUGUACUCUGCCUGCUGAGGAGUCCAGUGUCCUUCCUGCUGAGGAGACCACCUCACCCCCCCACCAUGUUCUCCCCGCUGAGGAACCGAGUACUCUGCCUGCUGAGGAGUCCAGUGUCCUUCCUGCUGAGGAGACCAGCCCUCACCCUGCUAAAGAGUCCGUUGUUCUCCCCGCUGAGGAACCUAGCCCCCACCAUGUUGAGGAAACUGAGGAGUCCAGUGUCCUUCCUGCUGAGGAGACCAGCCCUCACCCUGCUAAAGAACCAGCCCUCACCCUGCCAAAGAGUCAGUUGUUCUCCCCGCUGAGGAACCUAGCCCCCACCAUGUUGAGGAACCGAGUACUCUGCCUGCUGAGGAGUCCAGUGUCCUUCCUGCUGAGGAGACCAGCCCUCACCCUGCUAAAGAGUCUGUUGUUCUCCCCGCUGAGGAGCCUAGCCCCCACCAUGUUGAGGAACCGAGUACUCUGCCUGCUGAGGAGUCCAGUGUCCUUCCUGCUGAGGAGACCAGCCCUCACCCUGCUAAAGAGUCUGUUGUUCUCCCCGCUGAGGAACCGAGUACUCUGCCUGCUGAGGAGUCCAGUGUCCUUCCUGCUGAGGAGACCAGCCCUCACCCUGCUAAAGAGUCUGUUGUUCUCCCCGCUGAGGAGCCUAGCCCCCACCAUGUUGAGGAACCGAGUACUCUGCCUGCUGAGGAGUCCAGUGUCCUUCCUGCUGAGGAGACCAGCCCUCACCCUGCUAAAGAGUUGUUCUCCGAGUACUCUGCCUGCUGAGGAGUCCAGUGUCCUUCCUGCUGAGAGACCAACCCCUAAAGAGAACCGAGUACUCUGCCCUGAGGAGUCCAGUGUCCUUCCUGCUGAGGAGACCAGCCCUCACCCUGCUAAAGAGUCCGUUGUUCUCCCCGCUGAGGAACCUAGCCCCCACCAUGUUGAGGAACCGAGUACUCUGCCUGCUGAGGAGACCAGCCCUCACCCUGCUAAAGAGUCUUCCAGUGUCCUUCCUGCUGAGGAGACCAGCCCUCACCCUGCUAAAGAGUCCGUUGUUCUCCCCGCUGAGGAACCUAGCCCCCACCAUGUUGAGGAACCGAGUACUCUGCCUGCUGAGGAGUCCAGUGUCCUUCCUGCUGAGGAGACCAGCCCUCACCCUGCUAAAGAGUCAGUUGUUCUCCCCGCUGAGGAACCGAGUACUCUGCCUGCUGAGGAGUCCAGUGUCCUUCCUGCUGAGGAGACCAGCCCUCACCCUGCUAAAGAGUCCGUUGUUCUCCCCGCUGAGGAACCUAGCCCCCACCAUGUUGAGGAACCGAGUACUCUGCCUGCUGAGGAGUCCAGUGUCCUUCCUGCUGAGGAGACCAGCCCUCACCCUGCUAAAGAUUCAGUAGUUCUCCCCGCUGAGGAACCGAGUACUCUGCCUGCUAAGGAGUCCAGUGUCCUUCCUGCUGAGGAGACCAGCCCUCACCCUGCUAAAGAGUCCGUUGUUCUCCCCGCUGAGAAGCCUAGUCCCCAUGUUGAGGAAUCAAGCACUCCCUCCACGGAGGAGUCUAGUUCCCAUCCUGUUCAUGGGAAGAAGUCAAAGAUCCGCCCUCACUCUGCCAAGGAGUCCAACCCUCAACGUUUCAUUACCUGCCUGCUUCAGCCAAGAUGUGCUUAUGCACUCAAGUCAAUUAGUAGAUCGGUUCAUCUCUAA
Labeo rohita (rohu) is the source of this 2367-nucleotide messenger RNA. Its product is annotated as cell surface glycoprotein 1-like. Bases 70 to 2367 code for a protein of 765 amino acids. The record is from RefSeq and is a predicted model, not a curated record. Lineage: Eukaryota; Metazoa; Chordata; Actinopteri; Cypriniformes; Cyprinidae. The transcript is spliced from 7 exons.